This is a messenger RNA of Theobroma cacao (cacao), 579 nucleotides long. The record is from RefSeq and is a predicted model, not a curated record. NCBI's taxonomy places the organism in Eukaryota, Viridiplantae, Streptophyta, Magnoliopsida, Malvales, Malvaceae.
AUGGGAAACACUCGGUUCAUUUUGGCUCUUAUAUUGGUGGUGGUGCUGCCUAAUUUCGAGGUUUCAUGCUCUAUGAAAUCAUCAAUCGACAUCAAAACAGAUCAGCUGGCUCUUCUUGCAAUAAAAGCCCACGUCCACAGUGAUCUGCUGACUACCAACUGGUCAACUGCUACCUCUAUUUGCAAUUGGGUUGGUGCUGCUUGCGGAUCUCGACACCACAGAGUCAUUGCUUUGGAUCUAUUUGGCGUGAAUCUCUCUGGCACCAUACCACCAGACAUGGGAAAUCUGUCUUUCGUUGCUUUCCUUGACAUUGGAAACAAUAGUUUUCAUGGUUCUCUGCCUAUCGAGUUGGCUAAUUUGCAUCGGUUGAAAUAUUUAAUUUUGUCUAACAAUAAUUUCAACGGGAGAAUCCCAUCCUGGUUUGGUUCCUUCUCUAUAACUUCAAAACUUGAGUUUGAAUGUAAUAACUUUGUGGGAGUUAUUCCAUCUUCUUUGUGCUUUUUGUCAAAACUAGAGAUCUUGAGCUCGGAUAAUAACAAUCUGCAAGGACAUAUUGUAGACACCGAUAUCAAAAAAUAA